Nicrophorus vespilloides is the source of this 1873-nucleotide messenger RNA. RefSeq names its product endoplasmic reticulum metallopeptidase 1-like. Gene Ontology annotation, molecular function: metalloexopeptidase activity. Gene Ontology annotation, biological process: proteolysis. The transcript is spliced from 5 exons. The coding region runs from base 49 to 1812 and encodes 587 amino acids. The record is from RefSeq and is a predicted model, not a curated record. Lineage: Eukaryota; Metazoa; Arthropoda; Insecta; Coleoptera; Silphidae.
AAAAAAAACAUUCUAUUUAGUGAAGCGACUGCGUAUUGUUUGUGUAUAAUGGCCAAUUUUAAAUACGAUCUGGGCGACGAAAAGGAUCAAGGAUUUCCUAUAUAUCUUGCAGUAUCUUUAAUAGUUUUACUUGGAGGACUGUUUGCAGUGGUUUGGGCUGUUGAUGCGACUUUACCAUUCGCUUUGACGAUUGAGGAUGAAGCUCAAAAGGCGGAUCGUUUUAUUGCUGGUAGGGCUCAGGACCACCUGAAAGGUCUUACAGAUAUAGGACCUAGGGUCGUGGGAAGCGUAGAAAACGAGAUCCUGACGGUGGACUAUUUAAAAAGUAGAAUUGAGGAAAUUUUGAACGAAUGCAAAAACCCAGGAGUGGACAUUGACCACCAAAUACAAUCUGGUGCGUUCUACUUAGAUUAUCGACCUUACGGAUCCAUAAACGCUUACAGCAAUCUGCAAAAUCUCGUUGUUAGAUUACCAGGCGAAGAUGAUACAAAGGAAUCAAUUUUGAUUAACUCGCAUUUCGACACGAUGCCCAAUAGUCCAGGUGGUAGCGAUGAUGGUAUUAUGUGCGCCGUUAUGCUUGAACUCUUAAGGCACAUGUGCAAUGAGCAGUCAAAGUCUAAUUUGAUAUUCCUCUUCAACGGAGCCGAAGAAUCGUACUUACAGGGUUCUCACGCUUUCAUAGCAAAUGAAAACAAGUGGAAUGAUCGAAUAAAAUUGGUAAUCAAUCUCGAAGCCACUGGUGCAGGUGGUAAAGAGAUGUUGUUUCAAGCAGGUCCUCAGCAGUAUUGGCUACUAGAUCAUUACAGUCAAGUGCCUCACCCACACGCGCAGGUCGCAGGAGAAGAGAUUUUCGAAAGUAAUCUGAUACCGUCGGAUACAGAUUUCAGAAUCUUUCGAGACUUUGGGAACACUAUUGGUUAUGACAUGGCUUAUACCAGAAACGGAUACAGGUAUCAUUCGGAAAAUGACGGUUUCGAAAACAUCGACGUCGGGACUUUUCAACAUACCGGAGACAACGUAUUGGCUUUAGUGAGGGCCUUAAGUAAAGUCAGUGUUAUUAGCAAACAAGAUCCCAAUCGCAAACCAAUAUUUUACGAUAUGUUUGGACUCUUUCUGGUAUAUUACGAGGAAAACGUUGAGGUCGCUGUAAACAUCGUCGCAAUUCUGUUAUCUUUAGCUUCUGCAAUUCUAGGAUUCUAUAGAGCUCAGUUGAAAUUUUCAGCGAAAAGUGGAAAAUGCCUAAUAAUUAAUCUAUUGGGAACGAUAGUUGGCUGGCUGUUGGCUUUAGCUUUUGUUUUAGGAAUCGGAGCCAUCCUGGAUGCCGUCAAUAAAACGAUGAGCUGGUACAGAUUUCCAUUCUUCGUAGCUGGUUUGUACGUAAUCCCGGUCUUCCUUGCGCUGAGCUUAACCACAAUGCUCUUAUUGAAAUAUAACAGUUAUGAAAAUCUGAACGGAGACGUUCUCAUUAUUAUACAUAUAAACCGAUUGAUUUGGACGGUAAUACUUUUAGCUGGGACAGCUUUAAGUAUUAGAUCGAGUUACAUUUUAAUCUUCCCCAUUUACUUCACCAGCAUCGCUCUUGUAAUAAUCAAUGUUUUCAAACUAGAAGUUCAAAGAAAAACCUGGCAGAUCGUUUAUGUAAUAUCAACGGUGAUUCCAACGAUGUUUUCCAUGUACAUUGCUCUGGAAGUUUACGGCCUUUUCGUUCCAAUUUGCGGAAGAUCAGGCUCUGAAUCGAAUCCAGAAUUCAUAAUCGGAUUGUUCACUUGGAUAAUAGGGAGUUUCAUUCUCUCAUUCUAUGCAAGUUAUUAAUUACUCAAUUGGUUUAAUUAAUUAAUUUAUUAUUUUCGGUAGGUCCCAAUCGUCUGCAUGG